AUGGCUCCCAUCACCGUCCUCUACCUUCCACGCAAUGAAAGCACCUUUCCCACGCUGAUCCUCGACCAAUCGCACCAGAUUGACCUGAUCGCCACGGAUGUGGAGGACAUCGAUGAGGCCAGCAUUGAUUCAGCGCUGCUGGCUCCCAAACCCAGAAAUGUGCGCCGCAGUGUGGCUGACGUCGGCACCUUGGAGCUCCUGACAUCAGAGCAGAUAGCAGCGGUGCGGGGAAUACUGUGGGGACCGGGCGGCCAUCCACCAUGCACUUGGAAACAAGGGUUUUUCUUCAGCAGCACUCCCGGCCUUGGGUUCGGCCUUGUGCAGAGUCAGGGCGGCCCCUGCGGUGCGCUUGCAGCCGUCCAAGGACACAUUCUCGCCACUUGUUACAACCAGAACGGCUUUGAGGCGUUCGGUGCCUCCUCCUGGGACGCCCCGUGCGCUCUCCUCGAAUCCUUUCUGGCCAUCCUUUCGUUCGUUCGCGCUGGCGGGGCGACCAUCAUCGUGGGCUGCCCCGACGAUUCCACAUCCGGGAUGACGUACCAGCAGCUUCUCCGUUCGGCCACCUGCUGGAGGGUGCAGUCCGACAUCAGCGUCAGAGAAGUCCUGGAGUCCAGGAUGCCGCAGUACAUGGAGCGCGGGGGGUGGGGUAUCGUCCUGUUUCUGUUUUCUGUGCUGCUCACAAAAGGCAUCAAGCAGGUCCAAAGCGAAAUGGAUGACCCAUCCUCUUGUCUGACAGGCGCCCAUGGCUACUGCAGCCAGGAGCUGGUGAACCUACUGCUGUGCGGACAGGCCGCGACCAAUGUUUUUGAUGGAAACCAAGAAAUAGAGGGACAACUUUUGCAUGGAAUCACGUCGAGGCCCAGGGUGGGGCUUCUCACGCUGCUGGAAUGGCACAGGUACGUGGAGGUGGGCCAAUUGCUGAAAUCACCGCGUCUGCCGGUCUGGGUCGUCUGCUCCGAGAGCCACUUUACUGUGCUCUUUGCUACAACCAAAGGACAGAGUCUGCCGCUGGACUUGAUGUACUACGACGGCCUGGCCAACCAGGAGGCGCCCAUCCGCCUUGCGGUCAGUCAGCGCAACAGCGGCGCACCCGCAGUACCUGAGGACAGGACCAGAUGCGAAGGAACGACGCCUCCUCCCCUGGAGUGCGUGAUACACACCAAAUGGCCCAAUUCAAGAGUUACGUGGAUUGGCUCCGACCCGCUCUUGUAG
Molecule: messenger RNA, 1212 nt
Organism: Ostreobium quekettii
Lineage: Eukaryota; Viridiplantae; Chlorophyta; Ulvophyceae; Bryopsidales; Ostreobiaceae
Source: the annotation of a GenBank genome assembly